Messenger RNA from Maudiozyma saulgeensis, 543 nucleotides. The record is from the annotation of a GenBank genome assembly. NCBI's taxonomy places the organism in Eukaryota, Fungi, Ascomycota, Saccharomycetes, Saccharomycetales, Saccharomycetaceae.
AUGCUAAAUCCAGGGGAGAGAGUAGAGAUAGGACCUUCUGGCAGAAAGAUCAUAUAUGAUGCUGAUGGGAAGCCAUGUCGAUCAUGUAAUGAAUUUAAUGAUUUCCAAUUUGUGACAGGUAAAGUGAAAAAUGCUGCAGCCGGCGUAACAACUAGGCUUGCUACUGUAAGUUCGGAUGAUUUAAUUCCAGGGUCUAGAACUUAUACAAAAGUACCUCCUCCUGAUGUAAAUCAACUGGGUCGUUCUUCAUGGACAAUGCUUCACGCUAUGGCUGCAAAAUAUCCAAAGGAUACUCCUACGAACACCCAAAAGGAGGAAAUGACUAAUUUUCUGAAAAUAUUUUCUCAUGUGUAUCCAUGUACUUGGUGUGCAAAAGAUUUUGAGAAGUAUAUUAGGGAAAAUGCUCCAAAAGUUGAUAAUAGAGAACAAUUAGGUAGAUGGAUGUGCGAGGCUCAUAAUCACGUAAACAAGAAGUUAGGAAAACCUAAGUUUAAUUGUAACUUCUGGGAGAAACGUUGGGUUACCGGUUGGGAUGACGAAUAA